UUAUAUGCUAAGAGCCUUUCAGACCAGCGGUGCGCAGCCAUUCGAGGGCUCCAGCCAGCCUAACAUCUCUCUCUCUCUGACUCUGAAGGGUGGAGUUAAGAAAUGUCUGCUGUCAGUGUCUCACUCGGCUCAACUUUGCUGUUUUUCAGCGUCUUCGUGUUCGUCUCUGCAGACCAGAUGAACAUCACAGCCGAGUCUGGACAGGACGUCACUCUGCCAUGUCAAAUUACAAAUAAGAUCUCAGCUGUAGUUUGGAGCAGAGCUGACCUGGAACCAAAAAAUAUCUUUUUGUACCAGGAUGGGCGUUUUGUUCCAAACAACCAGCAUCCAUCAUACAAGAACAGAGCGGCUCUGCGGGACAGAGGGAUGAAGGAUGGAGACGUGUCUUUGAUUGUGAAGAAAGCGACCACUGCUGACUCUGGAACAUACAAGUGUCGUGUUAAAAUAGCAGAAACACAUUCAUGGAAAAACAUCACCAUCAAUCUGAGAAUUCCUCCAGAUCGAUCAGGACCGGGUGGAACUGGAUCUAUUGGAGUGAUAGUUGGCCUGAUAGUUGCAGGUGUGGCUGUUGCUGCUGGUUUAUCAUUCUGCAGAAAACAAAAGCCACAGAGUCAGAAUUCCUUCCAGCCUCCCGAUGAUCAGGACUAGACUGUCUGCGAAACUCUAAACUGAGUCUUCAGCUGGUGCUCUAAACUCUCAGUGCUGACACCAAACAUGAUGAAAUACAGAUAAUCAAUGUCAUGCUGGGCAUCAUCAUCACACUUGAUAGCAGAACAGCGACUCCGAUGAUUUAAAUAGACAAAGUUUAAGGUUAUACUUUUGUUUCCUUUGAUAAUAGUUAAUCAUGCUUAAUUCUUAUCAUGUAUACUCAAGAUUAAAUCAAUAUGAUGAAUGAGAACCUGUGCUUAACAUCCUAACAUCAGCAGUCAUCCUGUUGAAUCUCAGCUCUGUAUUUCAAUAUUAUAUUAAACAACAC
Oreochromis aureus is the source of this 976-nucleotide messenger RNA. RefSeq names its product butyrophilin subfamily 1 member A1-like. Gene Ontology annotation, cellular component: external side of plasma membrane. Gene Ontology annotation, biological process: negative regulation of T cell proliferation; cell surface receptor signaling pathway; cellular response to lipopolysaccharide. The coding region runs from base 103 to 648 and encodes 181 amino acids. The transcript is spliced from 3 exons. NCBI's taxonomy places the organism in Eukaryota, Metazoa, Chordata, Actinopteri, Cichliformes, Cichlidae. The record is from RefSeq and is a predicted model, not a curated record.